UGCGAGUUUGCUCAAGAGGUUGUGUGUUAAGCAUCAAAAACUAAUUGGGUACGUCGACGAUCUAAAAGAGUCCUUCAAAACUAUUAUACUAUUGGAGUAUAUAGUUUCUUCUCUAUCGUUUGCAGCACAAAUCUUGCAAAUUACGCUGGUAAGCAAUUAGAGUAAUGAAUCAAGCACUCGUCCCAUGUGAAUAGGAAUUUUCAAACUAACAUAAAUUUAACGAAAUAUCCGCUGUAACCAUAAAAAAUAAACAUCAUUUUCUAGGGCGCUCGACCUUUUUUUGCUUUUCUAUUGUUGACCUACACAGCUAUGCAAUUGCUUGUGUUCGCAUGGACUUCCAAUGAGAUUAUUAUUCAGGGGGGCGUCCAAGCACUUAGGCCACCAGAUGGGCCCGUUGUGCCCGCAGGCCGCUCUAGAGGGCGUCCAGAAUGCCGCCCCUCCUGUAGAAGGUCAGCAACUCAUUUAGCCCAAUACCGUGCACUGAGUCCGGAUCGAUCAGGGCCCUUCCGAAGACUCCCAAUAUUGCCCAUGUCAAGGCAGGGCACUCGAGUUCGGAAUUAGCAAGAGGCCUGUUCGAGAGCGACUGGUACCAGCACGACACCGAAACUCAAAUCAUGGUACACAUCAUGAUCGUGAGAUGUCAGAAGCCGCUAUGUCUGAGAGUUGGUCAUUUUGGGGUUAUGGAUUUGGAUGUUGGUUUAUCGGUAAGCCAAUAUCACGGUGGUGAUCUAAGUUCCCGUUUUGUUCACAAAAUAACUUACCACAUGAAAAUAUUUUUUUGUGCUCCAGUGGUUUUAAUGUUAGACAUUUGUUGCAGAGGCUCAAGUUGGCGUAUUCUUAUGCGUCGCUGAUGACUAACGGGACUUGAUAGAAACGUUAUUUGCAGCGAUCUACAUACUUUAAUGUGUGCUAAAAUAUUCGAUAUUUAGGCAUAUUAAAAAUUAUUUAGGGCACCAUUACUGUUAUCUUUAAUUAUUAAUUUGGUUUACGUAAACUCAGUACUCACUGGUACGCUAAAUGCAGGUCUUCUCUGCAACUACUAUAAGUAAAUAUUUCUUGUUCCAGUAGAAUAUGGUUUAUCUAGUCAAACCAAUGUGUUAACCUAAACAUGUAUAUCGAGUGAUAGAAAAAAUUGCCAAUGCUAAUAAUAAUAAACUAGAUAAUUAAUCUACAUUAAAACAAUCAAAUUUCAAAUCGCCAUGUAGGACCGUAUAAGGUUAUUUUCUCACACUCUUAAUUCAGCCGAUUUAUCAUUAUUUCUUACGCUUUUCACCUAUUCAUCCAAAAAUAACGCCUUCCGAUGAUGAUUUCUGACGUAGGCAUAUAAUGUUAAUGUUAUGUCAUUUUUAGGAGAUACAUAAUCGAUUUAUUAAAAAUCUUUUUUAAAUCAAACUCAGGAACAUUCUUUAUCUGGAAAAUAAUACACAGUCACGCCCACGCGCACAAACUUUUCCAAUAAUAUAGCAACGUAAAACAGUGGUUGAAAAGCCGAUAUCCCUUUUGAUUACACACCGACUCUAUAACUGAAUACUAGAUAUUUCUUUCCAUGCCACCCUUUAAUUAUCUGCGAGAAACUUUCCUCAGUCGGACUCCAUUGGCGUAGACAAAGAAAUCUGAAAUCUAUGUAUUUUGAUGUAAAUUGAUUAAUAUGCUGCUGGUUUCUUCAGAGCGUUUGUCUUGAAGCUGUGUCGCGGUUUAUAUUGACUGGGAUCAUUAUUUUAAAGUUUAGUGUCAUUAAAUAAUUCUUUUAUCAGCGUCAGAAACGAAAAAACGCCAGCAUCAUCUAUUUAAAACCAGAAUAUCGGUGACUUUAACUACAAAUGCGACGAAUCAUAAUAAAUAUUUCAAAAGAGUACACUAAAACUGACUACUAGUUCCAUUAAAAUAUAACAAAACUAGAAACUGCAAAAAUAAUAAAAAGGACGCCUAUGGGAGCCCGCCUCAAUCUGUUACUUUUCCGGACGUUAUUAUGAGAAUUGGAGAAACAUUUUUUAUAUUUUCUCUGUUGAUUUCGUCAUGUCAAAUGUGAACCACGAAAGCUUAACUCAGGAAUACUUCCGUUACGUACGGUGGCUCAUGAUAGUAGCCGGUAUUUGGAAAAUUGAAGUCGACGAAUUUUCACUUCCCAAGAAAAGGCUAUACCACGUCUACGCUAUAUUGGUUCAGAUGGUUUGUUCCUCCCCUAUGAUUUCUUACGUGUUUAACAUGCCUACUUUGUUAAAAACGGAUAAGCCUGCAGCAAUAAGCACCAUCGGUAUAAUAACAUUCUUUGGGGUGACACUGACCAAAAUGUUAAUAUGCCAAACGAAACCAAUCGUCAAACUGCUUCGACUAGCCUUGCAGCCGGAAUAUCAACAUGAAGGAGCCAUUAACGCCGAAAUGAAAGCGAUUUACGAAUGGCACAUAAGUUGCGACAAUCACGUCAUAUCAUUACUAUUUUUCGGCGCCACAUUUAUGGGAACGUUCGUCGAUGUAUUUGGUGACGUCAAUUGCUACAUGUACUUUAAAGAGCACAGGGGCAUAAACGUAACAGAAAAACCUGUACUUAUAAAUUAUUGGUAUCCGUUCGACAAGAACAAGCAUUACGUGUUUGUUCUGAUUGACCAGAAUAUUCGCGCAGUACUAGGUUGUCUAGUGGCGGCUGUAGUGAAUGCAUUCGUCAAUUGCAUCAUUAUUUUCGUGAGGCUCCAGCUGAAGCUAUUGCAGCACAGUUUUAGCAACUUCGACAAACUAGAUAAUAUUGAAGACUCGGACAUGCUGAAAAGGCUAUGCUUAAAGCAUCAACAAUUAAUUAGAUACGUUGAAGAUUUGAAUAAGUACUUUAGCACAAUCAUAUUUCUGGAGUACAUGGUUUCAUCCUUAUCGCUAGCUGCUCAAAUUCUGCAAAUAACGCUGGGCGUCAGGCCGUUCUUGGCAUUCAUACUAUUAUCUUACACAAUCAUGCAGCUGCUUGUGUUCGCGUGGACUUCCAACGAGAUCAUUAUUCAGAGUUCAGAAUUAGCGAAAGCUCUUUUCGAAAGCGACUGGUAUCAGCACGACAGCGAAGUGAAAGUUAUGGUGCACGUCAUGCUAAUUAGGUGCCAGAAACCUCUAAGUUUGAAGAUUGGUCCCUUUGGUGCUAUGGAUUUGGAUGUCGGAAUAUCGAGAUUGAAGCUGGCCUACUCAUAUGCAUCGCUUAUGGCCAACGGUGAAUGAAGAAUAUAUUUAUUUACUUCUAUUAAACUUGCUUUGAAUAUUUAAUUCAUUCUGUAACAGAGUUUUCAAGUGGAGCGUUGAAUCAAA
Molecule: messenger RNA, 3282 nt
Organism: Cylas formicarius (sweet potato weevil)
Lineage: Eukaryota; Metazoa; Arthropoda; Insecta; Coleoptera; Brentidae
Product: odorant receptor 30a-like
Exons: 10
Coding region: 2017-3195 (392 amino acids)
Biological process (GO): detection of chemical stimulus involved in sensory perception of smell; sensory perception of smell
Cellular component (GO): plasma membrane
Molecular function (GO): odorant binding; olfactory receptor activity
Source: RefSeq, a predicted model, not a curated record